Messenger RNA from Fonsecaea multimorphosa CBS 102226, 3822 nucleotides. RefSeq lists its product as uncharacterized. Lineage: Eukaryota; Fungi; Ascomycota; Eurotiomycetes; Chaetothyriales; Herpotrichiellaceae. The coding region runs from base 1 to 3822 and encodes 1273 amino acids. The transcript has 2 exons. The record is from RefSeq and is a predicted model, not a curated record. Gene Ontology annotation, cellular component: microtubule organizing center.
AUGGCCGACUAUAUCAACACACCGCACCCGACCGAUGCCUCCUACAUCACCAAUGGCCUGGAUGGUCUGGGGUCGCCUGAGAAGUCCUUUGCAGCACCGGCAGAAAACCGCGACUUGAUCAGCCAAAUGAGAAAUGCGAAGGCCCAGGGCGUCAACCUCCGGACUCCUCGAGCUGGACUACGAGAUCCAUUGCGCCUGCUCCCAAAUGGCAACCAGCCUCGCUCUGAGUUCACACCUCUCAUGCAAAGCGCCACUAAGAAGAACAUGGCACGCCGCCUUUCGAACAAAAAGCCUGGCGCUCAGGCAACUCCGUCCUUCCUCAAAAAUGGCUACACGCCUGGAGGCCCAAGACUCGGUGAUAUAUCGCAGUUUGCGAGCGAACACACUUCAAGUUCAGCUGGAAAUGCAGUUGACAACACUCCCGUGCCUCAACAGAUCAGCAGCAGCGCACAAAGCACACCCCUCGCACAACUACCAGGACGAGAUGCGGCCGGACUUAUUAAUGAUGGGAACAUGAUGACGUUACGCGAGCAAGAAAGUAUCAUCGACAAGAUUGAGAAGGAGAAUUUCGGCCUGAAGAUGAAGAUACAUUUCUUAGAGGAGGCUUUGUCAAAGCGAGGCAAUGAGUUCAAUCAAGCUGCACUCAAAGAGAAUACCGAUUUGAAGGUCAAUAGGAUCACGAUGCAGCGCGAACUACAUAAGUUCAAGAAGAAUAUUGCCCAGGCUGAGAAAGAUGCGGAGGUCUAUCGGUUACAGCUUGAAGAGUUCAAAGAACGAAUUAGACGGAAACACGUGGACGAAAGUGUCCGCGUCGAGCUUGAAACCCUCCGUACCGAAGUCAAAGCAAAAGAGACUCAGAUCAAAGCACUAGAAACUGAGAGAGACUCUGCAAAAGACCAUGGCAAAUCGACGAUCGACAAGCUGAAAGAUGAGAUUGAAGACUUACAAGCUGAUCUGCGAGAGAGGGAUCGGAAGAUUGACGAGAAAGAUGAUGAGAUCGAUGCUCUAAAAGCAAAGGCGAGCAAGGAAUCAAAUGAUGCCGCUGAAAUUGAGGACGAGCUGGAGUCUGCACGACAAGAAAUCGAAGAUCUCAAGCAGAACCUCGAGCGAGCAAAGGUAGCAGCACAAGAAGCAAAGGAAGGUCGGGAAGAGGCUCUGGAUGAAAAACGCAAAGCCGAAGAAGACCUAGAAGAGCUGCGCGACGAGAUGGCCAAUAAGUCCUUCACAACCAAGGGACUAAGCAGACAGCUUGAAGAGAAGACAAAUAAACUCGAGGACGAUUUACAAGAUUUGCAGGAACGACAUGAUGCCUUGCAGGCCGAAUUUGCGCAGAAGUCAGACUCAGAGCGGCAGCUGCGUGAGAAAGUUCGAGAAUUGGAGCGGGAAGGAGGGUCAGGACUUCGAAAGCUCCAGCAAGACCUUGAUCAAUCUCAGCAACAGCGUGACACAUUGGAACGCAAACUAAGCAACAUGACCAAACAACUCGAGACCGUCGAGAAAGAACUGCAAGUCAAGGUUGAAGAAAAGGAUCUUUUACAAACACGUCACGAUGCGCUGACCCAGGAAUCUGCGGAUCUGCAGAGGGACCUUUCCAAAGCGCAAAAAUCAAUCCGAGACCUCGAGACUGCUCUCGAAGACGAGAGACGACACUCCGCGCAGAAUGAUAACCUCCUCAGAUCGCAGCAUAAGCAAGAAAUCGACCUUCUCAACGAACAAAUCGACGGGUUACACCGUGAAGUGCAUUCGAAAGAGCGAGACCAUGCGGCUGAUCUGGAGGAGUGGGAAGCACAGAAACGGACGCUUGAAGCAGCUUCUCAAAGAGCGGAAGAAAAAGCCAAUGGGCUGCAACGCACGGUGGAUAAAUUCCAAGAUGCGCAAGGGACAAUCAAUGGCCGUGAGAUGAAGCUGCAAGCGGCGCUCGAAAGCGAGAAGCAACGCCAUCACGAAGAAGAGAAGGUACUGGCCAAACAGAUUGAGGAGCUCCAACAAGAUCUCGCCAACAAGCGAACCGCGUCAGAUGAAAACAGGUUGGAACUGAACAAUGCCAAAGAAGAGCUGCGUAUUUCGAUCAGGGAACAGGCCGCACUCAGAGAAAAGGUGGCUGAGCUGGAGGAAGAAAUUGAGGUGCUACAGGCAGAUAUUGAGCAAGAGCACGAGUUCGCCGAGAAACAACAACAAAAAUACUCCAGCCACGCUGACGCCCAGAUCCAGCAGAUGCGGCAAGAAAGGCAGUCUCUGCAGACGGAGCUCGCAAAACUCCGGAGCGACUUGCAGGAUGCACGCAUGUCUCUUGAAAAGGCUGAACAGGAACGCGACGCUCUCGAGAGCAAACUUCAAAAUGCCUCGAAAUCCAACGACGACACUUUCGGGACGGACCAAGAAAAGCGAGAAUUGAAGCGUAUCCAACUCAAGCUCGAGAAAGACAUUGCACGUUUGACGACGGAGCGCGACAAUCUCCAAGAAGCUAAUCAAGCGUUGGAGGAUGAGAUCAACGCCGAGCUUGAGCGAGCGAGCAAGGAAGAGGAUCGUCUAAACGCGGAGAUAGAUUCGCUGCGGAACCAGAGAAACUUCAGUGCAGAGAACAGGGAUCGCGAAUUAACGUCCGCAAAGAACAAGGUUGCUCGUCUGGAGACUCGAAUCAAAGAUUUGGAGGGUAUGCUUGACAAUCAUUCGAAGACCGUGGCAUCCCCAGCUGGAGAUAUAUCUGGUCUCAGACACGACUUGGUCGAAGCAAGAAAGAACGAAACAGCAGCCACAAAAAGAGAAACAGAUCUGAAAGCAGCCAACCGGGACUUGAAGAUGCAGGUUAACGAGCUCGAGCGUGAGCUGCAUGAGGCCAAGCUUGCACAAUAUAAGGCCAAAUCACCUUCCGUCUCACCUCCUCCGUCGCACUCGAAAGAAGUCUCAAGACUUCGACAAGAGCUCAUCGAUAUUCGAGCCGAAGUUCAGGUGUUGAGCUCUGAGAAUCGCGACUUGAAGCGCGCCGCCCGUCGAGGUUCUACCGACGAGGAUCAGCUGGUCAAUCUGCAUGCUCAGAUCAAGUCUCGAACGGCAGAGGUUGAGUCAUUGAAUGCGAAGAUUGCUGAGCAGCAUGACCUUGUUGAUGAAUUGCAGGAGCAGCUCAAUCGUCUCCACGACAAAGACGGCGAGACACAACGCCUCUCAUCAAGCAUCCGCAAACGCGAUAGACAGAUUAAUGAUCUGAAAGCGCAAUUACAACGUUUGCGGGAAGGACGGGAAGAAGUCAAUGACUUGUCCAUGCAAAUCUCGGCCCGUGAUGAUGAAGCGCGUGAAAUGAAGCAUCAGCUCCGACGUCUUCGGGAGGAGCGCAGCGUGGCCAACAAAAAGGCUGAAGCUGUGGAAGACGAGCUUGAGGCACUGCAGAACAAGUAUGAAGAUAUGCUAGAGCGCCUCACAUCUGGCAAGUCCAGCAAAGAUGAGAUUCGAGCAAAGGAGAUGAAGGGCCUGAUCAAAGAAAUUAUGUGGUUGAAAGCCAAGUGCAGACGAGAAGAACGCCUGCGAAAGGAUCUGGCAUGGAGCAAGGCGUUCCUCGAGCAGGGCGAGGCUGUGAGGGUCGAGUGCAACCAAGUCGAUCUCCAUAUACUGGGAGAAAUGGGCGUGGCCCUUGACAAACGCAAGUAUGAGGUCAAGCUGAAGCCGGUGCAGAAACUGCGUGCUGGCGUGCUGGCCGUCAUGGCAGCCAUCCGCAUGAGCAAGAUGGAGGAACAGUGGAGAGAGGCGAGGCUGCUCGGUGAAGAGCUGAAGUUAAUACGAAUCAGGCAAUCGAAGCAGCGUUCGACUAGGCGUGUUUUGGUGAUUUGA